AUGCGCUUAACAACGCUGAAGUGCGCGUGCGCGCACUUAGGAAGGAACCGGCGCAGAGGGAAGACGGCGCGGCAAGCGUACCCGCCGCGCCGAUCCCAAGAGCUCAGUGCUCAGACAAUUGUCUCCCCGGAUUCAGGAAAGUGUCAAAGUUGGGAGCCCAGAUUUGCUGCCAUGACUGUAUCCCGUGUUCUGAGGGAGAAAUCUCAGCUGGAACUGAUCAUGGUUUGUGUUGCUUUCAAAGCCACCAAGCCAGGGAGCUCAUGGAGAAAAUGGCUGGGAGUCAAACUGUCCAAUUCUGUAGUCUUGUUCUGCUCAUCCAUUCAAAUAAUCAUCUGCAUGACUUGGUUGGCCAUUUCUCCUCCCUUUCAGGAACUGGACAUUCACACUUCCCCUGGAACCAUCAUCAUUCAGUGCAAUGAGGGCUCAGCUAUUGGCUUUUACUCAGUUAUUGGGUAUAUGGGGCUUCUGGCAGCUGUUAGUUUUGUUUUAGCAUUUUUAGCUCGGAGCUUACCGGACAGUUUUAAUGAGGCCAAGUACAUCACUUUCAGCAUGCUGCUCUUCUGCAGUGUUUGGAUCACAAUGAUCCCGGCCUAUCUGAGCACCAAAGGCAAAAACACUGUGUGUGUGGAGAUAUUUGCCAUACUCACCUCAAGCGCGGGCCUUUUAGCCUGUAUAUUUCUGCCCAAAUGUUAUAUAAUACUACUCAGGCCAGACAUAAAUAUGAAAAGAAAUUUGCGUAGAAAGUAA
Messenger RNA from Xenopus tropicalis (tropical clawed frog), 747 nucleotides. RefSeq names its product vomeronasal type-2 receptor 26-like. The transcript is spliced from 3 exons. Gene Ontology annotation, cellular component: plasma membrane; membrane. The coding region runs from base 1 to 747 and encodes 248 amino acids. Gene Ontology annotation, biological process: G protein-coupled receptor signaling pathway. NCBI's taxonomy places the organism in Eukaryota, Metazoa, Chordata, Amphibia, Anura, Pipidae. The record is from RefSeq and is a predicted model, not a curated record. Gene Ontology annotation, molecular function: G protein-coupled receptor activity.